CGCAUUGGCCAAAUACUAGUGUGCUUAAAUUUUCUGUGCUGCGCAGCAGUUAAAUAAAAUUGAAUAUACCAAAGCUACAGAUAUAAAUCGGUCUUGAAAACCAGUGCAGGUUGCAUUAGCACCCAAAUUAAAGUCGCUUUUUUGUGGGGCGUGCAAUGUUCAGGAUCCAUUUGAAAAUGGGUCCGCAACGCAACCAGCUCCACAGCAACAACAACAACAAUGGUGCCGCCGCAAGUGUCAGCACCGGGAACCGUCACCUGAAGGAGUUCACCUGCUGCUUCGGGUUGCAUGUCCACACGGCCACCUUAAUGAUCGGAUUGUGGCACUUGUUUUUAAACAUAUUGGCAUUGAGCGUUCUGGCAGUCAUAUGGCGCAAUCCCGAGAUGAUGGACGAAUUGGAGGGCGGCACCCACGACUACACUGUGGAUUUAAGUGCACCGGCACUGCCCACUCCGUUGAGCAAGGUCGAACCGCCCUACGCCUACCGCGACCACUCCUUGAACUAUCGUAAGCGUUACCAGAACUUUGACAUGGGCGGUUUGGUGUGCACCUGCAUGAUAGCUAUCACCCUGAUGAUGAUCUACGGCACCAUUAAGGGAAAACCCUCGCACCUAUUGCCCUUCUUCUGCUUGCAGUUGUUCGAUUUCGCCAUUACCACUCUUACCGCCGCUGGAUAUUUGUGCUACCUGCAGGCCAUCCACGGCAUCAUUGCCGAAUCGCACCGCUUACCGUGGCGCGAGAAGCUGCUGGAAUUGCCGCCAGAGGAGCUGGUUGUGGUGGUCCUUGUCGUCUUCGUUUGCAUUGUCUUUCUAAAGGCCUAUUGCAUUGGCAUCGUUUGGCGCUGCUACAAAUACUUGACCCUCCGUCAGCAACAUGUUCGCACACUGUUCCCCUUCCUGGAGCCCCCGACUGGAGUGCACAGUGUAGGCGGAACUUUUGGAGCCGAGGAGCGGUCCUACUCCACGCUGCUGCCCAACUACGACGAAGCAAUUGCCCAAUACUUGAAGCAGGCACCACCGCCAUCCUACCAAGUGGCCAUGUCCAACUACGAGGAGGGAGAGGAAGCAGCGGCCGAAGGAGCAGAGAUCAACCCCUCGGUUGCACCUCUGUUCGUGGCCCUCGGAGCAGCGACCACUGCAAAUGCGGCCUCCAACACGGACGACAACAUGGAUAACAACAACGAUCAGCCGAACAAUAACAAUACCAUGCAUGUCAACGCCAAUACGCCGCCAAUGCGUCGCAGCGAUGCUGCAGUGAGCACCAAUGUUGACGAGGAGGACGACGAUUUGGAGGUGAUCGACGCCGGCGUGGAUGUGAUCGGCAUUCCACCUCCGCCGCCCUACAACGACGUGGCCGACGCCCAAGUGCAGGUGCCGUCGCAGUCGCCGCUGCACCGUCAGCAAAAUAUCCCGGGUCAAGUGUUCGGCGGACGCGACGAGAGCCAGGCCUAAGUUGUAAUUUUGGAUUAGUUUGCUUCUCAUGGCGAGUGGGUUUUGAUCAUCGAUGACCACCCCUCUCCACCUCCUCUUCUUGCCCAGAUGGUCUGGUUUCUGGUCCCUCAUCUCGACGCUAUCAUUCCCAGGCACACAUACACGGUCUAUAUGGUUGCUUCAUUGUAUUGAUCGGUGUUUUUAGAAAAACGAAACCCAAACAAGUUUUCGCUUUUAGCCGUCGCUCAAUAUUGUUGUUUAGCGUACAAUUAAGAUGCUCUAGUUGCUGCUCAGUUAGUAAGCAAAACCAAAAACUUUUGCGAUGUCGGCAAGGAAAGCUUCAAUUCCUUUUCGGCCACAUCUGACCCAAACGUAGCUGCAACAAUCUGUUAGAUCGUUAUUUUUAUUUGGCCCGAAUUAGCCAGAGCAAUUCGGUUAGUAUAGGCCCAAGUAGUUGUUACCAGAGAGUGUCGCUGGCAUUGUAGACACAAUUACGAUGUUCUUUGUUUUAAGCUAUCUCGUAAGACUAUGCAUAUUGAAUACCGAGUACUGAAUUCACAUCACGGGCAUACAUAAUCCAUACAUUAUGAUAUUACCAAUUGUAUUUUACUAAUGCGUAUUAAUACCAACAGCAGUAAAGUUUUAUGUGUGUACAAUAUCUAAAUGUAUACUGUGUACUAAAUAUGCAGAGAUAUUCGAAUAAAAAUUAGUUUAUACCUAA
This is a messenger RNA of Drosophila ficusphila, 2151 nucleotides long. Its product is annotated as tetraspanning orphan receptor. The coding region runs from base 156 to 1451 and encodes 431 amino acids. The record is from RefSeq and is a predicted model, not a curated record. Gene Ontology annotation, cellular component: lysosomal membrane. The transcript has 5 exons. NCBI's taxonomy places the organism in Eukaryota, Metazoa, Arthropoda, Insecta, Diptera, Drosophilidae.